AUGGGCAACUGGGUAGCCAACGAGGGACUCUCUAGCUUUGUCAUUCUGGUGUGGCUUGGGAUCAAUGCUUUCCUAUUUGUGCACUUUUACAUGGCCUUUCUCACUGAGAGGUUCUACUACACCAGGGUUCUCCUUGGGCACGCCCUGUCAUGGGCCAGAGCCCCUGCUGCCUGCCUCAAUUUCAACUGCAUGCUCAUCCUGCUGCCGGUCUGCCGAAACCUGCUCUCCUUCCUGCGAGGCUCCGUCCAGCGCUGCAGCCGCAGUGCUGCUCGGCAGCUGGACAGGAACCUGACCUUCCAUAAACUGGUGGCGUACAUGAUAGCCUUUCACACCGCUGUCCACAUUAUGGCUCAUCUGUUCAACUUUGAGUGGUUCAUGGGCGGCCAGCUAGACAGCAACAACACCUUGCCCUAUGUGCUGUCCCAGAUUGGCAAUGGAGACAACCGGUCUUUUCUGAACCCCAUCAGAACCAGAGACACUAACCCAACCUAUGUGAUGUUCACCACCAUUGCUGGGCUGACUGGAGUGGUGAUCACUCUGGCUCUGAUCCUCAUAAUCACAUCCUCCAUGGAGGUCAUCCGCAGGUCCUACUUCGAGGUCUUCUGGUUCACCCACCACCUCUUCGUCAUUUUCUUCAUUGGCCUGGUUAUCCACGGAGUUGGGCGAAUUGUGCGAGGCCAAACGGCUGAGAGUCUGAAGCAGCACAACCCAGAGCAGUGUGCCAAAUACUUUGAGACAUGGGGACAGAAUGGCACCUUUUGUCCUGUACCAAAUUUUGCUGGGAACCCACCAAUGACAUGGAAGUGGGUGGUGGGACCAAUGUUCCUGUAUUUGUGUGAGAGACUAGUUCGAUUCUACAGGUCGCAACAGAAGGUUGUCAUCACAAAGGUGGUGAUGCACCCCUCCAAGACCCUGGAGCUGCAGAUGAAGAAGAAGGGCUUCCAGAUGGAAGUGGGACAGUACGUGUUCCUGCAGUGCCCCUCUGUGUCCCAGCUAGAGUGGCACCCCUUCACCCUGACCUCUUCCCCAGAGGAGGACCACUUCAGCGUCCACAUCCGCAUCGUUGGUGACUGGACGCAGGGACUAUACGAAGCCUGCGGCGGAGACAAGCCAGGGUUUCAGGACGCCUGGAAACUACCAAAGAUGGCGGUGGAUGGGCCGUUUGGCACAGCCAGUGAGGAUGUCUUCCGGUACGAGGUGGUCAUGCUUGUGGGUGCUGGCAUUGGGGUCACACCCUUUGCUUCCAUUCUCAAGUCGGUGUGGUACAAGUAUGUCCAUGAGAAUGCCAGCGUGUUCACCAAGAAGAUCUACUUCUACUGGCUGUGCCCUGAGACCCAGGCCUUUGAGUGGUUUGCAGACUUGCUGCAGAGUCUGGAGGGACAGAUGCUGGAGAAGGGAAUGACUGACUUCCUCAGUUACAACAUCUACCUGACCAGGUGGAAGGAUACAGAGGCGGCCCACUUCACAGUUCACCAUGAGGCAGAGAAUGACCCAAUCACCGGACUGAAACAGAAGACCCGAUAUGGGAAACCCAACUGGGACACUGAGUUCAAUACCAUUGGAGCAAAGCAUUCUGGGUCCAAAGUUGGGGUGUUCCUGUGUGGCCCCACUCCUUUGGCAAAAGCCUUAGAGAAACAAUGCCUGGCCCACUCCCUGUCUGGGGUUGACUUCAUCUUCAAUAAGGAGAAUUUCUGAACAUGCAUUGGCACUCCACUCCACUUACUCAAACACCUUCAUCUUCAAGCCUCCUAACCUCCUUGAUGUCAUCACUGUAGAGUCAGGACUGGCUACAGUCAC
Molecule: messenger RNA, 1797 nt
Organism: Megalops cyprinoides (Indo-Pacific tarpon)
Lineage: Eukaryota; Metazoa; Chordata; Actinopteri; Elopiformes; Megalopidae
Gene: cybb
Product: cytochrome b-245 heavy chain
Exons: 13
Coding region: 1-1695 (564 amino acids)
Biological process (GO): superoxide anion generation; defense response
Cellular component (GO): NADPH oxidase complex; plasma membrane
Molecular function (GO): superoxide-generating NAD(P)H oxidase activity
Source: RefSeq, a predicted model, not a curated record